AGUUACUCCCGGCUGCCCAGGGCUCUGACACGGGCUGAGACUCCCUUUUGACCCAAAUGACAAGAGCCACCGGGGCUGGAUCAUUGGCAAAUUCUUACCUUUCCCCUUCACUGCAAAUAAGAUCAGAUCGCAUUUCUUUCGAGUUUCCUCCACUCCCCGCCUCCCUGAUCUCUUUAAAAGAGGAAGUAGAGAAGAUAAAUGUACUCUUCAUCACCUGAAAAGGAAGACAAAACGGCUUCAACUCCGCUUUGAAUAAAAUCUUUCCAAGAACUUUCUUCAGAGAUUUUCCUAAUUGACUUACAACAUGAAGAAAGAACACAUUCUUUGGACUUCUAUAUGUCUGCUACUUGCUGUUGUCCCUGCCCGUGUUGACUCAGCAGUUGAGGAAGAUAAAGAAUUUACAAAUACUACAGAUAUGAAAUUGCCACCACUGAAGCCAGUGCAGACAUUUUGUGCAAUGAAGGUUGAUGAUGGCCCCUGCAGAGCAUUCAUAAAGAGAUACUUUUUCAAUAUUCUCACUCACCAGUGUGAAGAAUUUAUAUAUGGAGGAUGUGAAGGGAAUGAGAAUCGAUUUGUCAGUCUGGAAGAAUGCGAAGAAAACUGUGUAAGAGAUCAUUCAAAGAUGACUACAAAACUGACAUUGCAAAAAGGAAAGCCAGAUUUCUGCUUUUUGGAAGAAGAUCCUGGUAUCUGUCGGGGUUAUAUUACCAGGUAUUUUUACAACAAUCAGUCCAAACAGUGUGAACGUUUCAAGUACGGUGGGUGCCUUGGCAAUCUGAACAACUUUGAGUCAUUGGAAGAAUGCAAGAGCACCUGUGAGGAUCCAGAUAACACAGCUCAAAGAAAUGAAAUCAGUGCUGUGAAUGACACAUUGGCCCCCCAGCCAACCAAGGCUUCCAGACUUUGGGAAUUUCAUGGCCCUUCAUGGUGUCUCUCUCCAGCAGACCCAGGCCAGUGUCAAGCCAAUGAGAUCAGAUUCUACUACAACGCAAACACUGGGAGAUGCCGCCCAUUUAAGUACAGUGGAUGUGGGGGAAAUGAAAAUAAUUUCACUUCUAAAAAAGCAUGUUUUACAAAUUGUAAAAAAGGUUUCAUCCGAAGAUUAUCAAAAGGGGGGUUAAUUAAGACCAAAAGGAAGAGAAAGAAGCAGUCAAGAAAAACAGUUCAUGAAGAAGUUUUUAUUAACAAGACAUAGAUCCGUUUUACUGGAAAAUUCUAUUUACACUUUUCUUAAGAAUGUUUCACUCUGAUUUCUAUGUUUUCAUCUGCUAUAUUUUAAUUAGUAUGAUUCUGAAAUAAUUUUUUAGGUUUAUUUCACUGAUAUUAUUUACAUCAGAGUUCCUUAUAUAAUCUGGCCAUAUUUCCUAUUUUAGGAUUAUAAUUAAAUGGAUACUGUAAUUUUACUUUUUCAUUGACCCCUUUCUACUUUCUGUUUAACAAUAAAAUUAUCCUCCUGCUGACCACAUCAAAUCUAGAUUUUCAUAUCUGUCCUUCUGGUGACCAUCUAUUUGACUAUCUGUAUUUAUAUAUUUAUUAUGUCUGUAUGUAUGAUGGUCUUCUUUAUAGUAUGUCAUCGCAUUAAGAGAUACAGCUUUAAAGAGCAAGCAAUGUUGGGUUUUCACAUCUAAAAUCUAGUGAAUAGCCGUUUCUGAUAAAAAAAAUAAUUCAUUUGUGCUUUUGGAAAGAACUGGUAACAAAAUUUAUAACCUCCUUCAAUCCAAUUUGUCGUUUUAACAAACACAAAUCAAUUCUGAGCACAUGCAUCACUGAUUUUUGUUAGCUAAGCUUUUCUCUUUGUUUAAUUAUAGUUGAAUCACUAUGUAUUAAACACAGUUCAUGAAAAAGAAGAAACUUUAUGGUAAAGAAAGGUAUUUAAUGGAAGUCAAAAGGAAACUUACGUUAUUUGAUAAAAUGCUUUAACAUCUCGCGAAGUGUAUGGAUCUUUCAUUAGGCUUUACUUACAAUGUAAUUAGUAAUUUGCACUCAAAAAGUAAAGCAAUUUCUGAAGAAAAUAACAUUAAAUAUAAGGAUACAAAUUUGCUCAGCAUUCUCUCAGUUAGCUUUAGCAAACAUUUCUCUUUAGUUGCAUUGCUGUGUCCAGAGCUAUGUUUUCUGUUAAGCAGGCACAGCCAGAUAUUCCAACAGCCUUCAGGCAUUCCAGUUUCUGUAAGGCUCACAUUGUCUCACAUACGAACCUGAACUUGACAUCCAGAAACAACAAACCACCUCACCCAUACUCUAGCUUCAUGCCUUCUCAUAGAAAUGUCACUUUGAUUCUUUUUGUUUUUCACUCCUGAAAGUUUGAGCUCACAUUGAAUUUCUUGUUUCACUUCAUAUAUUCUUUCUAAUUAGGCACCAAAUCUUGCUUGUUCAUCCAGGCUCUGGGGUUUUUAGUCUCUGUCAAAUCCUCAAAAAUUUCAUGUAUUUCUCUACCACAUAAAAUCUUCCAAGAAGUGUGGCUAGUUGGUCCAUAAGCCCAAUUCCAUAUUGCCACAAUUGAAUUUUGAUUAUGGCUAUAGUUUUGAAUCUAUCUACAAUACUUUUUCAUGACUUCUUCCAUUUCAUAAAAGUAUUUCCUCUUCAUGGAUUCUGUUUUUAACCUCUAUUAUUUACUCAUGCUGCUUUCCAAUUUGAGAAUCUGACUCCUUUUAUGCUAUCUGAAGUUAAGAUCCGACUCAUGUCCACUUUAAAAGCAUCACUCCAUUUUAACUUGGGAUAUUAAAAGUCAAAGCAUGAAAUUAUGAAACAUUUCCAUCCUGUGGCCUAGAAAUUAUGUAAUUAAAUAUGGUUUCAAAAUAUCCAACUUGAGGAAAGUCUUACAACUUAAUUUCAAAAAUUCAGUGUGUGAAUACUUAAUCUCUGUUGUGAAAAAAAGCUCUGAUGAAAUAUGUUCACUUGCAUGUAUCCUUCGAAAGCUGUAUAUUUCAACAGCUGGAAAAUUCCGUUAGGUCAAGUGGUACUUACAUAUAAAUAAUACUAUGUCAGUUUAUCUUGUUCCCCAGCAAUAUUCACUCAACCAAUAAGAUGGUAUGCAAUGUCGAUUGGGUGUCAAUGCCAUUGGUGCUAUGUUUCUAAGUAAGAAGAUCUCUGAUAAUUUUGCAUUUUAUUCUGCAUAAUCAAUACAUCUAACUGUGAAUUUUAUACAUUUUAUUAUGUAGCAUAUACAUGUAUUUACUUACUUUGUUCAUUCUCUGUAUUCAAAAUUAAAUUUUCAUGCUGUAAACUACUGAAAUGAUUUUAUUUUUAUGUUGUAAGGAGUAAAAUAUAUUAACUUGAAU
This is a messenger RNA of Ochotona curzoniae (black-lipped pika), 3278 nucleotides long. It is a transcript of the gene TFPI, whose product is annotated as tissue factor pathway inhibitor. Gene Ontology annotation, cellular component: extracellular region. NCBI's taxonomy places the organism in Eukaryota, Metazoa, Chordata, Mammalia, Lagomorpha, Ochotonidae. The record is from RefSeq and is a predicted model, not a curated record. The transcript is spliced from 8 exons. Gene Ontology annotation, molecular function: serine-type endopeptidase inhibitor activity. Gene Ontology annotation, biological process: negative regulation of peptidase activity. The coding region runs from base 305 to 1195 and encodes 296 amino acids.